Molecule: messenger RNA, 675 nt
Organism: Syzygium oleosum
Lineage: Eukaryota; Viridiplantae; Streptophyta; Magnoliopsida; Myrtales; Myrtaceae
Exons: 3
Coding region: 1-675 (224 amino acids)
Molecular function (GO): zinc ion binding
Source: RefSeq, a predicted model, not a curated record
AUGGAUAAGGGUGAGAAGCACGUGGUGGAUGUGUUGAAGAGAGACUGCUCUUGUAGAAGAUGGCAACUAACUGGCAUCCCUUGUCCUCAUGCCAUUUCUGCUAUAAAUCAUAGGCAAGAGGAUGCAUAUGACUAUAUUGAUGAAUAUUAUAAGAAAGCCAAGUUCUUAGUUGCAUAUGAGAACAUGAUAAUGCCAGUUCAAGGAGAGAAAUUUUGGAAAAAGACUAAUAGGGAGCCACCUGAACCACUUCCAGCUAGGGUGAAGCCUGGUAGACGUAAACAGAAAAGAUCAAGGGAGGAAGGUGAGGUGGCAAGUGGAUCUAGGAUGUUGAGAAUAGGAAUGAAGAUGACAUGUCGAACUUGCUCGGAGACGGGACACAAUAGUUUGACAUGUCCAAUUAAGAAGAUAGGGUCUACAUCCUCACAAACACGAUUUUCAAGGCAAAAACUUUCGGCUGAAAAACAUCCGAGCAAUGUCAGUGCAAGUAGUAGUGGUAGUGGCUCUACUAGUGUGAAUUGCAAAAGUUGCUCGAAGAGGACGAGAAGUGAAACACCAAAAAUACCAGCACAGGAUGAAUCAACGUCAUUUGCACGUGCAGUUGAUGUUCCAGCGAAAGAAGUAGGCCCAUUAAGGAAGAAGAAAAAUGUAAAAAAUGUUGACAGGAAGCACUUGUAA